CCGCCCCCAGUUUGCUGGACGGCCCGCAAGGAUUUGAAACCGUUUGGCUGUGGCGGCGGGGCGUCGGCUGCCGAGUGGACGGCUUGCUUGUUGGGGCACCAGACAGGAUUAUGGAAACAGGAAGUGAAGAAGAAAAAUGGGAGAAGCUUGAUGCAGAGUUUGAUCACUUUGUGGUAGAUAUGAAGCCCUUUGUUCUAAAAUUACCCCACCGAUCAGAACGGCAGAGGUGUGCUCUUUGGAUCAGAAAGCUGUGUGAGCCCUCAGGAACAGGUGCAGGACUCAUGGGUAGGAAGAAUCGAAACCUGUAUGCAAAGCUGUUACUGCAUAUGCUUAGACGAGGGAUACUCGAAGGCCCUUUUACACACCGCCCUGAGCCAGGGACACUGAAAGCAUUGCCGUCAUACAUGUCCAUCUAUUUUGAUGAACCAAAUUCCUCACAACCAAAAGAUUCAAGCCCAGAGAAGUUACCUGACUGGGUAAUGGGUGAGCUGGAGACAGGCAAGCAGAGAUUAAAUGACUCAUGGCAGUGUUCUUCUGGAGAGGACAACACGCUGGUGCUGUCGGCAAGUGAUGCUCACAGUAGAGAACAGUGCACUGGAAAUCUCCGAAUGCGGUCCCAUUCUGUGAGUCCAACGUAUAGAGAAGACAGACAACACAUUACUUCAAAGAUCUCCGAAGUUCAUUCAAAAAAGUCUCCUAUUUCUUUGGAUGACAGUGACAUUGAAGUUCGCCUGAACAGUUGGAAUCUUGGGAUUGAAAAUCCCCGGUACCUGAGACAGAAGCCUCUCCCAGUUUCUCUGAUGACUCCAAAGGCCAGCCUGAGGAAGGCUGGCAGUCUUCACGAUGAUCGUUUUCUCUCUCGAAUGCAUGAGAAAGAGUUGGACAUGAAAACAAAAAUGAUGGAAGCCAAGUUUUCUGAAGAGAAACUUAAGCUGCAGCAGAAGCAUGAUGCCGAGGUACAGAAGAUUUUAGGAAGAAAGAAUAAUGAAUUAGAAGAGUUGAAAAUCUUAUACAAAAAGAAACAAAAUGAAACUGAGGAGACCAUACGAAAGCUUGAAAAGAAAGUUCAGAUUCUUAUACGUGACUGUCAGGUUAUCAGAGAAACUAAAGAAAACCAGAUAACUGAGCUGAAGAAGAUAUGUGAGCAAAGCACAGAAUCUCUGAAUAAUGAUUGGGAAAAAAAGCUUCACAAUGCUGUAGCAGAAAUGGAAAAGGAAAAAUUUGAGCUUCAAAAGCACCAUACGGAGACCAUUCAGGAACUGCUGGAGGACACAAAUGUGCGUCUGAGUAAGAUGGAGGGAGACUACAUGGUGCAGACGCAGUCCACAAACCACAUGAUCAAGGAACUGGAGGGCCGUGUCCAGCAACUGAUGGGAGAAGCAGAGAACAGCAAUCUACAGAGGCAGAAAUUGACCCAAGAGAAAUUGGAGCUGGAAAGAUGCUACCAGCUAACAUGUAAUGAAUUACAGGAGUUAAAGACAAGGCGUAACAUACUACAUAAAGAGAAAGAACAUCUUGUAAACGACUAUGAGCAAAAUGUGAAAUUAUUAAAAACCAAAUACGAUUCUGACAUAAAUCUCCUGAGACAAGAGCAUGCACUUACAACUUCUAAGACAUCCAGUGUGAUUGAAGAGUUAGAACAGAACAUCUGUCAGUUAAAACAGCAGGUCCAGGAGUCGGAGCUUCAGCGGAAACAGCAAGUCAAAGAUCAAGAAAAUAAGUUUCACAUGGAGAAAAACCAUUUAAAACACACCUAUGAGAAAAAGGUUCAUGAACUGCAGAGUGAACUUGAUAAAGAGAAAGAAGAUGCUCAGAAGAAGAUCCAUAAAUUUGAGGAAGCUUUGAAGGAGAAGGAGGAGCAGCUCAGCAGAGUGACUGAAGUUCAGAAGUUGCAAGCCCAGCAGGCAGAUGCUGCUCUGGAGGAGUUUAAGCGGCAGGUGGAAGUGAACUCUGAGAAGGUGUAUGGUGAGAUGAAAGAGCAGAUGGAAAGAGUGGAAGCAGACCUAACUAGAUCCAAGUCUCUUCGUGAGAAGCAGUCGAAGGAGUUUCUGUGGCAGCUGGAAGAUGUCAAGCAGAGAUAUGAGCAGCAGAUAGUAGAGCUGAAGCUGGAGCAUGAACAGGAGAAGACGCACCUAUUACAGCAGCAUAGCGCAGAGAAGGAUAGCCUAGUCCGAGACCAUGAUCGGGAAAUUGAAAACCUGGAGGAACAGCUUCGCGCUGCCAAUAUGGAGCACGAAAAUCAAAUUCAAGAGUCCAAGAAACGAGAUGCACAGGCUAUUGCUGACAUGGAGGCCCAGGUUCACAAGCUGAGGGAAGAGCUAAUCAAUGUCAACUCCCAGCGGAAGCAGCAGUUGGUAGAACUUGGUCUUCUUCGGGAAGAAGAAAAGCAGAGAGCUGCAAGAGACCAUGAGACCGCCGUCAAGAAGCUAAAGGCUGAGUCAGAGAGGGUGAAAAUGGAGCUGAAAAAGUCGCACGCCGCCGAGACUGAGAUGACUCUGGAGAAGAUGAUGAACUUAGAGUUGUCCUUUUCCUGUGGGUCUGUGAGCUGUAAUGAGCUACUAUAGCACCUCCAAGCCUAACAAGAAUUUGUGGAAGAAAAAAUUUACAAGGCCAACUUGGAAAACCUAGAAAUGAUACAGAACUCAGAGACAAUGAAUCAGUAUUCACUUAUGGUGAGGCAUGGAUUGUGUGUGUGUUUGUGUAUGUGUGCAUGUAUAUGUGUGUGUACUUAUGUGUGGGGCCAAAUGUGUGAGUGUAACUGCAUAUUUACAUAUAUGUAAGUGAAUCUUUUGUUCUUAUAUUUUGAGGUGGCAUCUUUUAUCACACCCAGAGUUCUAUGCUCUAUCUUGUCUAAGUAGUUUGUUUGUUCUAGGAAUUCCCUAUCUCCACUUCCUGCCUGCUCGGAUUACAAACAAACACCAUGCCUACCUAGGUUUUACUGAGCUCCAGGGAUCCAAACUCAAGUCUUCAUGCUUAUGUGGCAAAUGCUUUAUACACUGAGCCAUCCCUCCAGACCCUAAGGGUUAGAAUUUUAAUGUGUGUGGGUGACUUCCAUGGUAAACCUCCUCUGAAUGGUGAAAGAGUAAUUUUUUCUACUAAAAGCUAAGAUUUUUUUCUUUUUGAUAGGAUACCAAGUCAAAUAUUUCAACUAAGUUAGCUUAUUAUCUCCUCUGUAACAAGAGGCAAUGUAUUCUUCUUGUUUUUCCCUCUUCUUUUCUAUCUUUUUUGAGCAUCACUUCUCACCCUUCCCUACUUUAUCCUGUUCCUGUGAAGCACCUGUCUCAUAGGAAGUUCUCUAAAGCAACACCGAGUCAUUUCUGGGUGUUCAUUUGUUAAACAAAAGAGAAGGGUUUCUUUCUCUUAUGCUUAUAUACAAAUGAUAAGCAUACUGAGAAGACUUGAGGGAAACAAUACCUUUCAUUAGGGGUAACUCUAACCAAGCAAGUGAAUGACCUAUAUUAUAAAAACUUUACAACACUGAAGAAGCCAUCAGAAAAAUGGGGGUAUCUGCUAUGUUCAUGGAUCAGUAGGAGCGAUACUGUGAAAAAGGCCAUCCUAUCAAAAGCAGUCUAUAGGUGAAAUGCAAUCCCUAUCAAAGUUCUUACACAAGUCCACACAGAAAUUGAAAAAAAAAUUGUAAAAUUCACAUAGAAGCACGCACGCAUGCGAGCACUCGCGCGCGCACACACACACACACACACACACACACACACACACACACACACACGAACAAAAGAAAAAACAGGAUAGGUUGGUAGGUAAACGAGUCUUGAUUGAUAACAUCAUUGCUGGGGGUGUUCAUAUCCCAGAUUUCAAGUUGUGCCACUGAGUUAUAGUUAGGAAAACAGCAGGGAAUUGGCAUAUUAAUAGUCGGGUUGAUUACUGAAAUGGAAUUAAAGACCCGGACAGAACUCCAUAUACCCUCAAACACCUGAUUUCUUCUUCCUUCCUUCCUUCCUUCCUUUUUUUUUUUUUUAACAAGGAAGCCAAAAAUACUCAUUGGAGUAAAAACAGUGUCUUCAGCAAUGGCAUUGGUCAAACCUGAUAGCUGCAUGUAAAAGAAUGAAAAUAGAGGGGCUGGAGAGAUGGCUCAGUGGUUAA
Mastomys coucha (southern multimammate mouse) is the source of this 4101-nucleotide messenger RNA. RefSeq names its product centrosomal protein 112 (gene Cep112). The transcript is spliced from 22 exons. The record is from RefSeq and is a predicted model, not a curated record. The coding region runs from base 111 to 2564 and encodes 817 amino acids. NCBI's taxonomy places the organism in Eukaryota, Metazoa, Chordata, Mammalia, Rodentia, Muridae.